AUGGCCGACCCGACUCGGAACCUCGAGUCCAUUCUGGCUGCCCUAGGUAAGCCCAUCCGUGAUUCGGCUGCGAGCCCGCGAUCACCACUGACCAGUUCCUCAGCCGCCCAGAAAGCGCCAACCUCGACGCCCCCCCAGGGACAGCCAGGUCUACCACCUCCCCCAGCUGGCGGCGCAGGCUACCCGCUGCCCCAAGCACCGUACCAAGCACAACCCCCAAGCGCUCCCGGCUACGGCGCGCCACCUCCGGCAUACUCCUACCCCCAGCCUACCUCCAGCGGGAACCUCGACCUGAGCUCCGUCCAGCCCACCCAGUCGGGCUCCGUCAGCAUCGACGAGGCCAUCGCCCGCGCCAAGGCACAUGCGGCUCGCAACGGCGUCACGCCCUACGAGCGACCCGCCAACUACAACCCGCCACCACGCGAUGGCGAGCGCUACCGUGGUUCGCGCUCUCGCUCGCCCCCCGCGCGCCGUGACGCCUUCCGCGACAACCACAAUCCCUAUAGAGAUGAGCGUCGUGAGGACCGCGGUGGAUAUGGACGUGACCGUUCUUUCUCCCCCCGUGGCCAUGACCGGAAUUCGGGAGCCUUUUCCCCUCGUGGCGGACAUGCUUCUGGCCGUGACGGUGGUGACGAUAACUCUGAGGUCAUUGAGGUGGAGGCCAGCCUGGUCGGCUUGAUCAUCGGACGCCAGGGUGAGAAUCUCCGUCGCGUAGAGGGCGACAGCCAGUGCCGCGUUCAGUUCCUGCCCGCCAGCUCCCCCAGUGCCGAUCAGCGCCAAUGUAAGAUCACCGGCCCUCGUGCUCGCCGAGCCGAGGCCAAGGCGGCCAUCAACCGCAUCAUCGAGGACAGCGGCAUGGGAGCCAUUGCUAGAGCCGGACUUGACCGUGGAGGACGUGAUGCCGGCCGCGGUGCAGGCCCGUCCGGUGCUAACACCCAGCCUCCUCUUAAGGAGGGAGAGGACUGCCUGCAGAUCAUGGUCCCCGAUAGAACAGUGGGCCUCAUCAUUGGCCGCGGUGGAGAGACUAUCCGUGAUCUUCAAGAGCGGAGCGGAUGCCACGUGAACAUCGUUGGUGAGUCCAAGAGCGUCAACGGACUGCGCCCUGUCAACUUGAUUGGCCCCCGUCAGGCUGCCAUUGUAGCCAAGGACUUGAUCAUGGAAAUUGUCGACAGCGACAGCAGAAACACCAACGCCGGCGGAAGCGGCCCCCCUCGCAACGCCCGCAACGCCCAUGAUGGUGGUGCAGGUGGCCACGGUAGCCACGGUGGUCAUGACAAGAUCAACGACUCCAUCUAUGUUCCCUCCGAGGCAGUCGGUAUGAUCAUCGGCAAGGGAGGCGAGACCAUCCGUGAGAUGCAGAGCUCCACGGGCUGCAAGAUCAAUGUCUCCCAGCCUUCUGGACCCAACGAGACGGAGCGAGAGAUUGGCCUCGUCGGCACCCGCGAGGCCAUCAGCCUGGCGAAGCAGGCCAUCGAGGACAAGGUCGACGCAGUUCGACAGAAGGGCAGCCACCCGGGAGGAGGCCGCGGCCGACCCCCUCGCGACUACGACAACCCCAGCUACGGCCAGCCUAGCCACCAGGCACCGAGCCAGGCUCCCGCCGCUCAGCCACCUGCUGGUGGUUCCGGAGACGGCGCUGACCCAUAUGCAGCUUAUGGCGGCUAUCAAGCCUACCUGGCCCUCUGGUAUGCUUAUGCCCAACAGCAACAAGCUCAGGGCGGUGAUGCCGGCAAGCCUCCCGGAACCGCGUGA
Thyridium curvatum is the source of this 1752-nucleotide messenger RNA. RefSeq lists its product as uncharacterized. The coding region runs from base 1 to 1752 and encodes 583 amino acids. Gene Ontology annotation, biological process: regulation of gene expression. The record is from RefSeq and is a predicted model, not a curated record. Gene Ontology annotation, cellular component: cytoplasm; nucleus. The transcript has 2 exons. Gene Ontology annotation, molecular function: mRNA binding. Lineage: Eukaryota; Fungi; Ascomycota; Sordariomycetes; Thyridiales; Thyridiaceae.